UCGACGCCACGAUGUCGCGACGAGGGUGCCACGGCAGCAGCAUCGAGACCACUACGGCAGCACGACGCGGCCGGCAGCACGACGACGGCGCCACAACAGCACGACGCGGCCGCCAUGGCAGUGAGAGAGAGAGAGAGAGAGAGAGAGAGAGAGAGAGAGAGAGAGAGAGAGAGAGAGAGAGAGAGAGAGAGAGAGAGAGAGAGAGAGAGAUAGAGAGAGAGAGAGAGAGAGAGAGAGAGAGAGAGAGAGAGAGAGAGAGAGAGAGAGAGAGAGGAAGAGUGCGCGGCGAAAGCGUGGGAAGUAGGUCCAGAACGUUGAACUUGCUCUGUUACCAUCACCGUCCAUUCGAGCUCAUCACUGACGCUAACGAUCUGGCUGUUGGCGCAGUCUUGUUACAAUUCUUCGGCGAAGGCCUACAACCGAUUGCCUACGAGUCACGAACGCUAAACCCGGCUGAGCAAAAUUAUCCUGUCCGCGACAAGGAGUUACUCGCCAUCGUUCACACUUUCAAAGUCUGGCACUUCUACCUGACGGGCGCUGACGUAACAGUCCGAACAGACCACAAGUCGCUACAAUUCAUCCUCGCCCAACCGACACUGAAUCCCCGACAGCGUCGCUGGCUCGACUACCUCGACUAGAUUGCUGCAGCCACUUGAGC
Molecule: messenger RNA, 658 nt
Organism: Closterium sp. NIES-67
Lineage: Eukaryota; Viridiplantae; Streptophyta; Zygnematophyceae; Desmidiales; Closteriaceae
Source: the annotation of a GenBank genome assembly